AUGAGAAAGAGCGAAAAUAUACAUAUGCAUUUUCUCUCUCUCUCUUUCUCUGUCUCUCUCUUUCUCUCUCUCUCUCUCUCUCACUCUCUCUUUCUCUUGCACCAAACAACCCAUUUCUCCCCUUUCUUUCUUCUUUCUUUUCUUUCUUUCCUUCUUUCUUUUCUUUCUUUCUUUUCUUUCCUUCUUUCUUUCCUUCUUUCUUUCUUUUCUUUCUUUCCUUCUUUCUUUUCUUUCUUUCUUUCUUUCUUCCUUUUCUUUCCUUCUUUCUUUCUUUCAUUCCCUUCUUUCUUUCUUUUCUUUCUUUCUUUCCUUCUUCUUUCCUUCUUCUUUCCUUUUCUUUAUUUCCUUCUUCCUUUCUUUUCUUUCUUUCCUUUUUUCUUCCUUUCCUUUCUUUUCUUCUUCCUUCAUUUUCUUUAUUUCUUCCUUUUUUCUUUUUUCCCUCUCCCUUUUUUUUUUUUUUUUUUUUUUGCUUUCUUUCUCUUUGCUUUUACUUUCUUUCCCUUCUUUCUUAGCUUCUCUAUUCCGCCUUCAUAUGAUUUUAACAAGGGUGGAGCAGAUGCCUGUGUAGGAAAUCCAUUUUAUACCCACUCUCCUUCCACACUUUCUUUCUUUCUUUAA
Molecule: messenger RNA, 618 nt
Organism: Acanthosepion pharaonis
Lineage: Eukaryota; Metazoa; Mollusca; Cephalopoda; Sepiida; Sepiidae
Source: the annotation of a GenBank genome assembly